This is a messenger RNA of Vanessa atalanta (red admiral), 983 nucleotides long. It is a transcript of the gene Fib-l, whose product is annotated as fibroin light chain-like. Bases 54 to 860 code for a protein of 268 amino acids. Lineage: Eukaryota; Metazoa; Arthropoda; Insecta; Lepidoptera; Nymphalidae. The record is from RefSeq and is a predicted model, not a curated record. The transcript has 7 exons. Gene Ontology annotation, cellular component: extracellular region.
UGGGGGUACGGUGUGUAUAGUAUAUACCGUUUGGUCUAUUAUUGACCAGCAAAAUGCUGCCCAUAGUACUGGUACUAUUUGUCGCUCAGAGCGCAUUCGCCGCACCGUCAGUGGUAGGCGUCCAAUUCAAAAAUUUCAACGAGGUCGCUCCAGUUCGCGACAAUGGCAAACUUGUCUCGAGUUAUCUCACCGAUGGUACUAUCGCGUACAUCGAUGGCGGCGACACUCCCCUUUACGCACAAAUGAUGAUACAAGCAAUCAAUGACAUGGCCGACACAAGCGAUACUAGUUCCUGGGCAAAUGCUGUCAUCCAAACUAUUGCCACAGUCGGUGAGCUCGCUAACGGCGUCCCUGGUGAUGCUUGUGAGGCUGCUGCUCUCAUCAACGCAUACGCGUACUCCGUCAGCACUGGUAACAGCGCCGGACUCCGUGCUGCACUUCCUAACUUCGUGCAACGCAUCGCUGGAUACGUUGACACCAUCGUCCAACUCGUCGUCAACCCCAACGGCGUCCGUUACUCGUCUGGUCCAAGAGGCAAGUGCCUUGGUGGUGGAAGGAGCUACCAAUUUGAGGAGGCAUGGGAUGGUAUCCUUGACAAAGCCAACGCUUACCAAAUUGGUCUCUUGAACGAGGAGUACUGCGCUGCCAAGCGUCUGUACAACGCCUUCAACAUCCGCAGUAACAACGUAGCCGCCGCCGUCACUGCCGUCACCACCGGACCAGUUAACCAGCUCGUACAACUUGCGCUUCCACAACUUGCACAAUUCUUGAGAGUAGUCGCUAAUGGAGCAAACCCAGUUCAAGCUGGAGCCAACGCCAAGAAUGCUCUUCUCCAAUCCCUCCCCAAAAUCCAGUACUGAGGAAAUCAGAUCGAUCAAUCAUAUGUCAUAGUAUAUAUCGAAUCAUAAACCGCAGAAUAAUUUAACCAAUAAAAUAUUCGUCUUACUAAUAAAUAGUUCCGUUUCUUUCUUUCAAAUGACAAA